UGGGUGGCUGCGCGCUGCUCCUGCGGCAGCGCCGGCCGUGCUCACCAGUACCUGCAGCUGCUGGCGUGGACUGGCAGGUAUGGCGAGCUCCGGCUGUGAGGACCACGCGGGCCAGGAGGGGGAGACGUUCCUGUAUUUCGCCUACGGCAGCAACCUACUGACCGAGAGGAUCCACCUGCGAAACCCCUCCGCCGUGUUCUGCUGCGUGGCGCGCCUGCAGGACUUUAAGCUCGACUUUGGCAAUUUCCAAGGCAAAACAAGUGAGAGGUGGCAUGGAGGUAUAGCUACCAUUUUUCAAAGUCCUGGCGACGAAGUGUGGGGAGUAGUGUGGAGAAUGAACAAAAGCAAUUUGAGUUCCCUGGAUGAGCAAGAAGGAGUUAAAAGUGGAGUAUAUGUUGUAAUAGAAAUUAAAGUGUCUACUCAGGAAGGGAAAGAAAUAACCUGUCGAAGUUACCUGAUGACGAAUUACGAGAGCGCUCCCCCAUCACCACAGUAUAAGAAGGUUAUCUGCAUGGGUGCGAAAGAAAACGGUUUGCCACUGGAGUAUCAAGAGAAGUUAAAAGCCAUAGAACCAAACGACUAUAAAGGGAAGAUCUCAGACGAAAUGGAAGAAAUCAUCAAAAAGGGGGAGUCAAAGCUGUAUGGAACAUAACAGGACCCAAGGGUAUUUCUGUGUGCUGGGAUGGAAUGUUUUUAGUGUUUGCAAGCAGGAACCUGGGACCUCCUGUUUGUGAUCUAUUGGUUUUCAACAGUUCUGUGAAGGGGCUUCUCACUUUGGUAGUUCCAUAUUUUCAACUGUACAAAAGAUUUGGAAUGGGGAUAAGAUUUCGGCAAUUAAAGGGGGCCAGGAGGUCCUGGAGUGU
Messenger RNA from Microtus ochrogaster (prairie vole), 863 nucleotides. It is a transcript of the gene Ggct, whose product is annotated as gamma-glutamylcyclotransferase. NCBI's taxonomy places the organism in Eukaryota, Metazoa, Chordata, Mammalia, Rodentia, Cricetidae. Gene Ontology annotation, molecular function: gamma-glutamylcyclotransferase activity. The record is from RefSeq and is a predicted model, not a curated record.